CAAUUUUAAAAACUAUGACAAAACACAAUUUCAAUUCCAACUCCAACUCCAAAACUUCAAAAAAAGUGAAAUUUAUUUUUUGGUUUCUAUGGACAAACGGGGCCUUAGUAAGGUCCAUAAGACUUCUUCAUCUGGAAAAUUUACAUCCCCUUAUUCACGCAUUGCUUUGCUCUCUUUCCUUGACAAUAAGGUACUCAUUGCUUAGCAACCUUUUAUCCCUAUUAUAGCCGAACCCUUCAGUCCUUAUUUUUAUACUUACUACAAACAUCAGUACUCAGUUGUAUCCAUGGAGAAAGCUAGCUCUUUUCUUCUUUCUUUUGUCUUGCAAUUACUCUAUUUCUUAGUGGCAUGCAUUGCCACAAACAUAAGCACUGAUCAAUCUGCUCUUCUAGCCUUCAAAGCCAGAGUUACUCUAAAUUCUUCUCAUCCCUUAUCCCAAAAUUGGUCUUCUCAAGCUUCCGUAUGUGAUUGGUUUGGAGUCACUUGCGGCUCUCGCCACCAUAGGGUGACUGCACUAAAUGUAUCCGACAUGGACAUUCAUGGGUCCAUUCCGCCACAGUUGGGAAACCUCUCGUGUCUUGUUUCUGUCGAUGUUAGCAGAAAUUAUUUACAUGGAGACCUUCCUCAAGAUUUGUCUCGUUUACGUGGAUUGAAGGUGAUGAAUCUCGGGUACAAUAAUUUCAGUGGCGAGAUACCAACAUGGUUAGGUUUCUUUUCUGAUCUUCAAAUGUUAAAUCUUGAUAACAACAAAUUCACGGGUAUACCUCCUGCUUCUAUUUCUAACCUAUCCAAGUUAGAAACUCUCAGUGUUAUCCGCAAUCGUCUUCAAGGCAGUAUCCCAAAGGAGAUUGGGAACCUUCAGAGUCUAAAGGAGUUGACUUUAUUAGAAAACAACCUUACUGGCUCUAUCCCCUUCUCCAUUUUCAACAUUUCCAAGGUGCAGCUCACACAUAAUCAAUUAUCAGGGAGUCUUCCUGUAGAUAUAUGCCGACGCUGUCUUCAAAAAAUCAAGAGCAUUUCAAUAAUUUCCAACCAGUUGAGUGGUCACAUUCCAGCUGGUUUGUCUAACUGCACGGAACUGUAUGAAUUGAGAUUGUCAUACAAUAAGUUCAAUGGGACCAUUCCACCAGAAAUAGUAAACUUGGAGAGGCUUGAGUUCUUAAGCCUUGGGGGGAACAACUUGCAAGGCAAAAUUCCAGCAAAGAUUGGUAAUUUACGAAACUUGCAGCAAUUGCAACUGGAGAACAAUCAAAUUGUGGGUUCAAUACCGCGCACCAUAUCCAACUUGUCAUUGCUAUGGAUACUUAAUUUCAACACCAACAACUUAACAGGUGUUAUACCUAGAGAGAUUGGGAACCUUCACAAAUUGGAGAGCCUUUAUUUGCAAUUUAAUAACUUUGGUGGAGUUAUACCAAGCUCAAUCUCCAAUUUAUCAAAUCUAAAGGGAUUAUAUCUUCAUGUUAACAAAUUGUGUGGCCCGAUUCCUAACUCAUUGGGGGAUUUGAGACAGCUUGAAUAUUUGAAUUUGGCUAACAAUAAUUUAACAGGUAAUUCACAGCCAAAAUAUUUUUGUUUGAUAAUCCAGGCUAGUCUUGCAUCAUCUAUGGAAGUUCUUGAUUAUUGA
Messenger RNA from Lycium barbarum (goji berry), 1624 nucleotides. Its product is annotated as probable leucine-rich repeat receptor-like protein kinase At1g35710. NCBI's taxonomy places the organism in Eukaryota, Viridiplantae, Streptophyta, Magnoliopsida, Solanales, Solanaceae. The record is from RefSeq and is a predicted model, not a curated record. Gene Ontology annotation, molecular function: protein binding. The transcript has 3 exons. The coding region runs from base 287 to 1624 and encodes 445 amino acids.